Messenger RNA from Chelonia mydas (Green sea turtle), 4141 nucleotides. RefSeq names its product kinesin family member C1 (gene KIFC1). The coding region runs from base 2365 to 3969 and encodes 534 amino acids. Lineage: Eukaryota; Metazoa; Chordata; Testudines; Cheloniidae. Gene Ontology annotation, molecular function: ATP binding; microtubule motor activity; microtubule binding. The record is from RefSeq and is a predicted model, not a curated record. The transcript is spliced from 16 exons. Gene Ontology annotation, biological process: microtubule-based movement.
CCAACCAGGAGGGUGGCAGCCUCCAUCGCCACCACUUGUUCCAAAGCUUCGGCAGCAGCUGCAGUACCCAGGACUCAAAGAGCAGGCCACCGGGCUUCCCUCCGACCAGGACUGACCAUCCCAGCAGCCUCAGUCGCAGGAAUCUCCAGCAGGUGGAACAUGUGAUCUCAGCAUGGGUCGAUGUCUUGGGGAUAAGAAUUGGCUGUUGGAAGAAAUGGUGCAGCUCUCACCUGGGACAAGGAACAGGGACAGCCACGUUGGCUUUAAUGAUAGCAUGGCUCUAGUGUGCCCUGGCCUGGUGGUAGCCAGGUUGAACUCUGUCUUAGUAUAAAGGCUAAUGGAAGGAUUUACAGAUUAUGUGGGGCGGUUGACUAAUACAUUACCUCAUUUUGGUAAGGCUGCCUGGUGUCACUGCAAAUACUCACUGAAAGCAUUGCACCCUGAAGGGGUAUAGUACAAGUCUCCCAUGGGAGUCUGGCUUGGCUGGUUUUGCUAUAGUGAGCCACAAAAGCCCAGAUCUCGUCUAUGCUAGCAAAUUAGGUUGGUAUAACUACAUUGCUCAAAGGUGUGAAAAAUCCACACCCCAGAGCGAUGCAGUAAAACUGACCUAACCCCCCGGUGUAGACAGUGCUCAGUCGAUGGGAGAAUUCUCCUGUUGACAUAGCUACUACCUCUCAGCGUGGUGGUGUACCUACAGCAGUGGGAGAACCUCUUCUGUCACUGAAGCACUACGGGGUGCAGCUGUAGCAUUUUAAGUGUAGACAAGUCCACUGUUUUGGAUUCUUGGAGGCCAUGGCCUGUCCCUGUAGAAGAAUGUGUGGGUCCUUGGGGUCUAGCACACUAAAGGGGUUAUUCCAAAGGGACCGGUUACAGGCUGGAGUAUAGACCAGGCCCUGUGGCUGUCUGACAGGUGGUGGCAGAGUGUCAGAUACUGAAUGGUUUCAGUGACUAAAUUGUCAAUUUGCCAAGUGCCAUGUUCUGUCCUUGGGGCUCCCAUUGUUUUGGUGCAUCCUCCAUUGAUGUGGGUCAGUUCCAGCUGGUCCUUUAACACCCAUCUGUUCCACACUAGCCAGUUACACGACACAACGCCUCCCAUCUCCUGCUCUGCCCCAAGAGCAGCUCUUGAAUUAUUUUGCACCUGCUGGCUAGCAAUGUAAAGUACAGAGGUAAACUGAGGCACAUAAAAAUAUUACAUUUUGUCAUGGGGUGCACACAGCUCCUGGCAUGGGGGGAGAGGGGAUUGUGAACACCCACAGAGUUAUUGCAAUGGAGGGAGAAUGGGCAAACAGCCCCUGCCAUGGGGGUGAGAAUGGGUGGGACCCCAAAAUGGGGGAGAUAAAACCCCUUGUGAUAUAGUGGAAAGGGAGCACACACAACCCUGUAAGUUGCAUGGAGUUCCGAAAAGGAGGAUGGGAGGUAGUACACAGGGAGCUUAGGAGGGUGAACAGAAAGAUGCAAGGACCCCUGGGGCGUACCGGACCUCAGCCUACAAGAGCUAUGAAGUGUGGACCCACUAGUUUACAAAAAUGUUCAGUGUGUCCUGUUUCCUUGCACAAUGCGCUUACAAACAGCAGACAUUUUCCUUGCUCAGAGUUUCCAAGUCUGCCCCUUCUGUCAGCUCUCUGUUUCCUCUCAUAGCCACUCACAACUGCGUGACCCCAUGAUUUGCUGUGAAGGAGUGGGAAUUAUUCAUAAUAUUUUGGAUGAAUAUUGUGUUUGCUUCAGUUUCCCCUAUGUGGUGUGUAGUUAAUUAGGGGGGAUGGGGGAGGAGGAAAGAUAGUUUACCCUUUGCAGCAACCCAGAGAUACAGGCGGGACCAAUGCCCAGCUGGUUGGGGCCCCAUGCCCAUGGAGAUUCUCAGAAGACAAUGGCUACUCCAGUUAUUGGCACCUAGCAAUAAACAACCAUGGAUGGCCCACCCUCCUUAGGAAGCCAGCUGGGUAUGACCAGCUCGGGGACAAAGGACUAGGGAGCGGGCAGAUGGGGUUGUUAUGUGUGGGCCCCUGGAGGCAGGAAAGAAGCUUCUGGUCUGGGAUUAAAGAGGAGUUAGAGGGCUCUGGACCGACCCAGAUCCACCUGACAAACUUUCCGUUGUCUGUGUUAACUAAGGAUGUGCUAUGCUGUGUUCCAGACGUCUAAUAAACCUUUCUGCUUUUACACUGCUGGCUGAGAGUCACCUAAGAUCAAGGGAGCUGGGGGUGCAAGUCUUCCCCGGGUUCCAACUCAGGUGGAGUCACUAUAGGGCGCUCACAGUGUGAAGGAGGGGUGCUGAAGGCUCUGAGGUUUGGGUCCAGGAGGCAAUGAAGCCAAGAGGCCUACACUAACAUCGUCAGGAGGCCGGUGCCUGUGGCAGCAGUUCCAAAGAUGGCAGCCCCUGCCCUAGCUGCAGGGAACGAAGGGAAGAAGCGGGCAGCCUGGGACCUGAAGGGCCAGUUGAGUGAUAUGAGGACCAAGGUGAGCAGCUACAAGGACAAGGUGCAGAGACUGGAUGGGGAGAACCAGCAACUCAAGAGGCAGCUGCAGGAGCAGGUGGUUCAGAACCAGGAACUGAGCAGCCAGGUCAGCACACUGAGCUCUGCGCUGCACACUUGCCAAGAGCAGGCACAGCAGAGGCUCCACAAGGUGAUGGAGCUGUCAGACCUGAAGCAGCAACUGGAGGAGCAGGUCACCAGCCACAGCAGGACCAUCAGGCAGCUGGAGGGGACCAAGCGGGACCUGUCAUCCCUGCUGGAGACCAGAGAGGUGAAGCUAAAGCUGGUGGAGGAUGGCCUGGCCCAGAGGGAGUGUGAGAACAAGGAGCUGAGAGGCCAAGUGGCAGCCCAGCUGCAGGUCAUGACCCAGCAGGAGGAGCGGCUGCACCAUCUGGAGAUGGAGAGGAGGAGGCUGCAUAACCUGGUGCAGGAGCUCAAGGGUAAUAUCCGUGUGUUCUGCCGUGUGCGCCCCCUGCUGGCCUGGGAGGAGAGGCAGACGGGACUGGAGCACCUGCACUUCCCCCUGCAGGACAACAAGGCCCUGGUGCUCUCCAAAGUGGAGGAGUCCCACUUUGGGCGUGACCGCAAGGGUGAUGUGAAAUAUGAUUUCAUCUUUGACCGGGUGUUCUCCCCUGCUUGCUCCCAGGAGGAGGUGUUUGAAGAGAUUGCGCUGUUGGUGCAGUCCGCUCUGGAUGGGUACAAUGUAUGCAUCUUUGCCUAUGGGCAGACAGGCAGCGGUAAGACCUAUACCAUGGAGGGGCCGGACGACAUGAGCCCCGAGACUAUGGGCAUGAUUCCUCGGGCCGUGCGGCAGGUCUUCCAGGGGGCACGGGAACUGGAGCCCAAGGGCUGGCAGUACCGUUUCACGGCAAACUUCCUGGAGAUCUACAAUGAGUCGCUGCGGGACCUGCUGGUGGGGCGGCCAGAGCGGGGCGCCGAACUGGAGAUCAAGCGGGUCAGCCAGAGCAGUGAGGAACUGCAUGUUCCGAACCUCCGCUAUGUGCCUGUGGACUCCGAGGAUGAGGUGCUGAAGCUACUGCAAACGGCCAAGGCCAACCGCUCCGUGGCAAAGACGGCUCUGAACGACCGCUCCUCCCGCAGCCACAGCCUUUUCCAGCUGCGCAUUGAGGGCUGGAACCGGAGCCGGGACCUUCACAGUGUCUCGGUGCUAAGCCUGGUGGACCUGGCAGGCAGUGAGCGGCUGGACAAGUCCUUCUCGAAGGGGGAGCGGUUGAGGGAGACCCAAGCCAUCAACACUAGCCUCUCUACGCUGGGACUGGUCAUCAUGGCGCUUUCCAACAAGGAGCCCCACAUACCCUAUAGGAACAGCAAGCUCACCUACCUGCUGCAGAACUCGCUGGGGGGCAACUCUAAGAUGCUGAUGUUUGUGAACAUCUCUCCGCUGGAGGAGAACUUGUCAGAGUCCCUGAACUCCCUGCGCUUUGCCAGCAAAGUGAACGAGUGUGUCAUUGGAACAGCCCAGGCCAACAGGAAGUGAGAGGUGUCACCAUCCUGGCUUGGCUGCACGGUGCGGCUGGAGCCCUGUGGGAGCAACGCUUUCUGCACCCCACCGGGGCUGCGGGGUGGCGUGUGUGGCUUAUCUUGCGUCUUGUUUUUAAUACUGGUAUGGACUCAGCAUGAGUGCUGGAAAUAAAAUGUCUUUUACAGCU